AUGAAUUCUGGUCAUAGCAGACUUCAACUAGAAGUUCUUCGUUUGUAUCGAAAUUUUAUACGAACUGUUGAUUUGUUGCAGUUCAAGUCCAAGUUAGAAAAUGGUACUAGCAAUGUGAAUAACGGUUCCAACUUUGAUCAACUCAAAGAGUUUAUCCGUUCUGAGUUUCGAUCUCAAGCAAGUGCCUACAAAAAGACUGAUAUUUUUGGUAUAGAGGCAGCACUACGUCGUGAUCGAACAAACUAUGUAGCUUCUUUUGCUUAUGGAUCUGUCGUUUUUCCACAGAAGGACAGAACAUCAAGUAAUUCACUUAUUGAUAUAAUUAUAAUUGUUCGUAAUCCUGUGGAAUGGCAUCUGAAAAAUAUUUCUGAAAAUCCUAAUCACUACAAUUUUUUAUUUCGGAAUUAUGCCAAAAAGUACCAGUCAUCAAGCCUAGAGGUGUUUCUUCCUCGUAUUCCCGGUCCCAAAGUCUAUUACAAUCCGUUUAUUGAAUGGAGUGAUCCACUUGAUAAUACCAAACUGUCGUUUAAAUAUGGUGUAGUUUCAUUGGAUAAUCUACUCACCGAUUUGUGUGAUUGGUCACAUCUCUACUUAGCUGGACGCCUACAAAAGCCUGUAUUAUGGAUUCCUAGUGGGUCUGAUCUCUCUUCACCCCAGGUUUAUGAUGAAAAAUUGUGUGUAUCACAAAACAAGAAUCUACUUGCGUCCAUAUCUUACUCAAUUUUACAAAAUUAUCCGACGAAUUUCCCAUUGAAUGAAUAUGACUUAUUCUACACAAUUUCUUCAAUAUCUUACACUGGAGAUUGGCGAAUGAUUAUCGGUGAAGAUCGACAGAAAACUUGGAAUCAUAAUUCUAAUGAUGCUCGAACAUUUUUAUCAAAUUUAUCGCAUACAGAUAGAAAUAAACGGUUACAAAAUACUUUAUCUAAUAUAGUCAGAAAGUCUAGUCUAUAUCAAACUGGUUUAGGUUUAGUUUCCGCUGGACCUAAACGAUCUUUAAGAUAUGCAUUAGCAAAACUUAAUAAAAUGUUUGCUAGUUUAGGAUUAAUUAAAUGGAGCUAG
Molecule: messenger RNA, 1062 nt
Organism: Schistosoma mattheei
Lineage: Eukaryota; Metazoa; Platyhelminthes; Trematoda; Strigeidida; Schistosomatidae
Source: the annotation of a GenBank genome assembly